UUUGUAGGGCAAGUCUGUAAAGAAUUAGUAUUCAUUAUAUCAAAGUAAAUGACUAAAAUGAGGCAAUUACUCCUUUUAGCGUUCUUUAUCCCCGCAGGUAUUUGUAGCUGAUUUUUAUACGAAUUAGAAUAUUUCAUACCAUGUUCACUGAAAACUAUACUAUGAAUAUAUUAGUGUUUUGAUUACGGGUCUUUUAUACUAAUGCAUUGCCGAUGUCAGUAAUCUAGUAAUGAAUGAUAUUUUGGUACGUCUUGAUGAAUUACAUUCAAUUUAUCUCUAUGCACUUUCAUUUCAAAGAAACAUUGGCAUAUUUUCCAGUAACCCUGACAACGCAAAGCACUUCAACACAUUUUGGUGGAACGAUUGUAAAAUAUCUGUCAGUAGUGGCGUUGUCACAUCGCGGGGAUGCGCCAAUGACAAAGAUACUCAAUAUGCCUGUUCUUCAGUUAACAACAAGAUUAACUGCAGAUCGGUAUGCAAUACAGAUGGCUGUAAUCACGGAUCUACAAAACGGAGCAAUACGUUGUUCUAUAUAUUUAUGACUGCAUUGUCAAUGCUGCUUCAUCAAAUUCUAAUGUAGCUUACAUUGUCAAUAGAUUCAAAAUGAAAUGAUUAUUCUCAUUAGUGUUGUGUAGCUGUAGCCUAUAUAUAUACGUCGUGUUGCGUACGUAUUGAGUUUUUCUUUAAAUUGGAUAUAUUAUUCAAUUAUUGACAUUUCAUUAAAACUCUGGCAAAGUUCGGUAUUUGAGGUCACUAUUUGCCAUAAACUGGCCAUAUUGACAUAUAUAUGCGAUAUUCAGAAUCCAAAAAUACUUUAAAAAUGUAUCAUUGUUACUUGUUUAACAAUUGUUCAACGAGUUUAGAACAAUAAAAUAAAAGUACAGCAAUUGCAA
Molecule: messenger RNA, 893 nt
Organism: Styela clava
Lineage: Eukaryota; Metazoa; Chordata; Ascidiacea; Stolidobranchia; Styelidae
Source: RefSeq, a predicted model, not a curated record